AUCUACUGCAGGAAGUGUGAGAAGCCCCUGUGCUGCUCGUGCGCGCUGCUGGACAGCCAGCAUGCCCCCUUCUGCGACAUCCACAGCGAGACCCAGCGCAGGCAGGAGGAGCUGGGCAUCAUGAGCCAGGAGCUGAAGCAGAAGAGAAGCAGCUUCGAGGCCACCUACGUGGCGCUGCAGGAUGAGGCCGUCCGGCUGGAGCAGGUGCAGCAGGAGAUGCGGGAGCUGAUCCGGCAGCGCGUGGAGCAGCUGGUGCGGCUGAUCCGGCAGGAGGAAGAGGAGCUGCUGGGGCUGGUGGAGGCGCAGCAGGAGCAGGGCCGGCAGGAGGUGGUGAGGGAGCUGCAGCGCGUGGAGGGGGUGCUGCGGCGGAUGGAG
Messenger RNA from Aptenodytes forsteri (emperor penguin), 375 nucleotides. Its product is annotated as protein PML-like. The record is from RefSeq and is a predicted model, not a curated record. Gene Ontology annotation, cellular component: nucleoplasm; chromatin; PML body. NCBI's taxonomy places the organism in Eukaryota, Metazoa, Chordata, Aves, Sphenisciformes, Spheniscidae. Gene Ontology annotation, molecular function: ubiquitin-protein transferase activity. The annotation marks the transcript as partial. The transcript has a single exon. Gene Ontology annotation, biological process: PML body organization; intrinsic apoptotic signaling pathway in response to DNA damage; positive regulation of DNA-templated transcription.